GGGAUGGAAAUGGAUAAUGCAUCAUCCCCUAUUGAGGAACACUUAGAUUUGAAGCCAAAUUUAAAGCAAAGGCUGGUUCUGAGCCACUUGAGAACAGAGUUAUGGUCAGCGGAGCUGGAUGCUGCCCUUGAUCGAUUUGCCUCAGAUGUUACACAGCAGACACUCGCUGUGUACCUGGAUCCUCACUUGGGCCUCCAUGUAGAGCCAAACAUGCCAGCACAGAAUGUUGAACAGUUGAUGUACUUUAUCCGUAAAGAGCGUGCACCUCUUACCCCUGAGAACCUGGAAGAGACGCUACAGUUUGGCUCCAUGAGAGGCUCCUACAUCGUGGCCCUUCUCAGGUUAAUGAACGGGAUAUACGCUCCUUACAUUUUCAGCAACACUAGCUGGCCAGAGAGUAUCCGCAACAACUUCUCAGCUCAUGUCCACCGCUUCCUGGCCACGCUCACAGACACAAGGUACAAGCUCCAGGGACACACUGUGCUCUACAUUCCCAUUGAGGCCAUGAAUCUGGUCCCUGACGCAGCUAUUAAAGACAAGGAACUGGUGCAGAGACUUGAGACUGCCAUGGUCCACUGGACACGUCAGAUUAAGGAGGUUCUGAGCGAGCAGGAUGCUGUCGAGAUUGGCGAGAGCUCGGGUCCUCUGGAAGAAAUCGAUUUCUGGAGAGAUAGGUGCACAGACCUCUCAGGGAUCAGUCAACAGCUGGAUAAGCCAGGAGUCAAACACAUCGAGAAAAUCCUUGAGUUGGCCAAGUCCUCUUACAUAGGCCCUUUCCAGAAACUGUCAAAGCAAAUUCAAGAUGGAUCUCUCCAAGCUCAGUCUAAUCUAAGGUUCCUGUCUUUACUGAAAGCACCUUUUGAAGAGUUAACUUCACUUAGUUUGAAAGACAUUCCGGGAAAAUUCCCACAUCUCCUGAACUUAAUCCGGAUCAUAUGGGUCAACUCUCCGUAUUACAACACUCAGGAACGACUCACCUCACUUUUCCGUAAGGCGAGUAAUGAGCUAAUCCACUUGUGCAGUCGUCAGAUCUCUCUUGACCGUAUCUUUGAUGGGUACGUGACAUCAAGUAGACAAAUUCUGAAGGAUUGUAUCCUGUGCUGCAUGUCGUGGAAAGAGCAGUACCUGAAGACAUCCCAGGUGCACAACAGGUUUUCCAAGAUAGGAUGGGUUCUGGACCAGACUAGUAUUUUUGCCCAAGUGGAUGCCUUUAUACAACGUUGCAAGGAUCUCCUUGAGGUUUGCUUGUGCCAGCAGCAGUUUGGUCGCUGGGAAGAUGGAACUCAGACCCCACUUCCAUGUUUCGCUGGACACAGUGGUCCUCUGAUCACCCGCAAAUUGCUGGAGAUCGAAGAGACCUUUCAUAAGAACCUUCAUAUCCUAAAAUAUGUCAAGAAAACUAUCCUGGAUGUCAAAAACACAUUAUGGCACGAUGAUUAUAACAGGUUCAGAGCCGGUGUGAAAGAUUUAGAAGUGAUGAUGCAGAAUCUGAUCAAUACGGCGUUUGAGACGGUGCGCGGGGUGGAAGAGGGUGUGGAGCUGCUGGACAUUUUCCACCAUCUGUCAGCCCGCGAGGCCAUAAAAAGAACGUUUGAUAAGAAGACGGUGCAAGUCUACGAGAUUUUCAAACAGGAAUUGGAUCUGGUGAAUAAAGAGUUGGGGAAGAAGGUUCCUCCAGUGCCUCGUAACAUGUGCCGCUACGCUGGACAGGCACACUGGGCGCGCUCCCUGAGGCAACGAAUAGACCGAGCUAUGGAGUGCCUGUCCAGCGCCCACUUCAUGCCCCGCAUUGGCAUAGGUGAAGAGAGCAUACAGGAGUAUCAGCAGCUGGUGCUGAAGUUGGAUGAGCUGAUGAGAAAGAUCUUCACAGAGUGGUCCCAGUCAGCCGAUAAACAUGCCAUGGCAAAACUGGACAUCCCACUAAUGAACCGGAGCCAGGUGGAGACCGGCAUGCUAGACGUAAACUUUGAUAAGAACUUGUUAAAGCUGUUUGUGGAGAUCCAUUUCUGGGAGAGGCUCCUUUUUGACAUUCCUCAUUAUUUAGUUGAGAUCUAUCAAAGACGGGAAGAUCUCAGGAACCUGCGAGAAAACGUGUUGCUCGUUGUGAGGGCAUACAACAGGAUUAUAGCAGCUCUUUCCCACGGGGAACGUGGUUUGUUCAGGGAAAGAAUACGGUUUUUGGAUAAAAAGUUCCAGCCUGGUCUCACCAAAUUACACUGGUCAUCCAAGGGAGCAUCCAAUGCAUUUAUUAAUGAAUGUCUUCUACAUGCAAGCAAGAUUCAGCAGAUUGUAGAUAAUUUCAAGAAUGCCAACGUGAACAUCUCUCGGUGUGCCCAGCUGAUUAGUGAAACACUUCUCCUCCGAAUUGAUGGGAAGCAAGUCUUUAGAGAUCUUGAGUUCCAGGAAGUACAGGAGGAAAACCGACGUAUUGCACAGAAUCGGCUACAGAACCUCCAUGACGAGAUCUGCAAGGUUCUGAUGACCACUUAUGAGGUCUUUAAAGCUGACGGAAAUGAGAUCCAGCAGCACUGGGCGAAUUACACAGACAAGAUGGACCGACAAGUGGAAGAUGCCUUUCGGUUGAACGUUAAACGGUCCCUUCAGGAGCUCUCGAAGGCCAUUAAUGGUGAAAGCAAAACCACACCAAGUCCUCUGUUCAGAGUUAUGGUUAUACUGCUGAAUGAUUUCCCAGGAUCAACUGCAGAGGUGGAAUUCUCACCAACUCUCCUACAACUUGCUAACCUUGUGAGCACUGUCUGCAAUGAAAUCUUCCGUACUCUGUCCAGCUUUCGAAGACUCCCAGACAUUCUGGCCAAAAGGAAAUCUCACAGGGAUCCUAUACAGAGCAUUGUGGAGCACGAUGAGGAGAUAAAGAAGAUCCAGGCUCAGAUCAGUGUGGGGAUGUCUAACAAUGCUGCCCUAGUGCAGGCCUAUCUGAAAAACUGGGACUCAUUCAAGAUGAUCUGGGAGCCAAACAAGGAUACGGUAAUACGACGCUACCAGCGCCUCAACCCCAUGGUGUCUUCCUUCGAUGCUGACAUUGCUCGGUACACUGAGCUUGCCAACAAUGUUCAGAAGCAAGAGACCGUGCACAACAUCCAGUUUGUGUUGUUAGACUGCAGUCACCUGAAGUAUGCUCUAGUCCAGCACUGCCACGAGUGGCAGAACAAGUUAACUGGCCUUCUGAAACAAAUGGCCACCGACAAACUCACUGAGCUACAAUCCUAUCUGAAAGACAAUGCUGAGAGGGUGCUACAGCCUCCCCAAACACUGGAGGAGCUGGCUCAGAGUAUUGAGCUUCAAAAUAUGCUCCAAAGUGACCUGUCUAAGACUCAGAGCCAGAUCUUGCCCAUUCAUGAUCAAUUUGCCAUUCUUCAGAAGUAUGAAGUCCAAGUGGAUGAGACUAUCCUUCAGAUGUUGAGUUCCCUAAAUGGGGCUUGGCUGUCCUUCCAGCAGAGCCUGAUAGACAGUGAUGCAAUGCUUAAGAAACACAAAGAGAAGUUCAAGAAUAGCUUGAUCCACGCAGCCGAGGAGUUCAAGAAGAAAUCUCGCUCUCUACUGGAUGAAUUUACCACCAGUGGUCCAUUCUCCAGCUCGGUGGCCUGUGACCCAGCCUUGGAACAGAUUAAUCUGACACGUCAAAUGAUGAACACGCUGAAGGAAGAGGAGAAAAGUCUCCGCUCAGGUCUCAGCAUGUUCAAGAUCGAGCAUCCAUUUUCCAAAGAAAUACAAGCUCUGGAGAAGGAUCUGGACUCCAUCCAGCUGGUAUGGGAGGCUACUCAGGAAUGGAACCAGCAUUGGGAGAAGUGGAAAUCUGGUCGUUUCCUGACUCUGGAAACCGAGGUGAUGGAGAACACCGCGCAGGGUCUGUACAGGAGGCUGACCAAACUGAGUCGUGAGCUGAAGGAUAAAAAAUGGGACGUGCUAGAGACAAGCAGGACCCGCAUUGAUCUCUUUAAGAGAACCAUGCCCCUUAUAACGGAUCUGAGGAACCCAGCGCUGCGGGAGAGGCACUGGAACCAAGUGAAGAAGGAGACAAGUGGGACAUUUGACCAGACAGCUGAUGACUUUACAUUAGAGAAGAUCGUGGAGCUUGGGUUAGAUCAGCACGUGGACAAGAUCAGAGAGAUAUCGAUGGCCGCCACAAAGGAGCUGUUCAUCGAACAGGGCCUGGAACUGAUCUCGAAAACAUGGGAGGCGACUCUCCUGGACAUCGUGCCUUACAAAGAGAAAGGCCACCACCGACUCCGAGGCACAGAUGAGGUCUUCCAGGCUUUAGAAGACAACCAAGUCCGUAUUUCUACCAUGAAGGCAUCUCCCUUUGUGAAAGCUUUUGAACACGAUGUAGACAGAUGGGAACGCUGCUUGUCACACAUCCUGGAGGUCAUAGAGAUGAUUCUCACAGUACAGAGGCAGUGGCUGUACCUCGAGAACAUCUUCCUGGGGGAGGACAUCAGGAAGCAGUUGCCCCAGGAGUCGGCAGAGUUUGAUCAGAUAAAUAUCAGCUGGAAAGCCAUCAUGAACAGAUUGAACAAAGACAAAAACGCUCUGCGUGGGACUCAUCACCCCGGCCUUCUGGAGACGUUGGGAAAUAUGAACAGGGUCCUGGAAGGAAUACAAAAGUCUCUAGAUAUGUAUUUAGAGACCAAACGCCACAUCUUCCCCCGGUUCUAUUUCAUAUCCAACGACGACCUGUUAGAGAUCCUGGGUCAGUCACGUAACCCUGAGGCCAUCCAACCACAUCUCAAGAAGUGCUUUGACAACAUUAAGUCACUCAAGAUUCAGAAGGCUGGUAUAACUAUCAAGUCUGAAGCUGCAGGGAUGUUCUCAGCAGAGGGCGAGUAUGUUGAUUUUACACAUCCAGUGCUGUUGGAGGGUCCAGUGGAGGCCUGGCUGUGUGAUAUUGAACGGACCAUGCGGUUUACCUUAAAGGAUCUCUUAAGAAAUUGUAGACUGGCCCUCAAGAAGAUGACUAGUAAGAGAGACAAGUGGGUGAAAGAGUGGGCUGGACAGAUGCUGAUAACUACGAGUCAGAUCCAAUGGACUACUGAUGUCACCAGGUCCCUGAUGACAGCCAAGGAGCGUGCAGACAAAAAAAUCCUAAAGAUCAUGAAGAAGAAGCAGAUAUCCAUGCUCAACAAGUACUCUGAAGCCAUCCGUGGAAACCUGACCAAGAAUCUGCGUCUGAAACUUGUGGCUCUUGUGACAGUGGAGGUUCAUGCCAGGGAUGUAAUUGACAAGAUGCUGAAAAGUGGUUGCAUGGAUGUGGCUUCCUUUGAAUGGCUGAGUCAACUGCGUCUGUACUGGGACAAGGAUCUCGAUGACUGUCUCAUUAGACAGACUAACACCCAGUUCCAGUAUGGCUAUGAGUAUCUAGGGAACUCUGGUCGUCUUGUGAUCACACCUCUAACAGAUAGGUGUUACAUGACCCUCACAACAGCUCUGCAUCUGCACAGAGGGGGAUCCCCAAAGGGCCCGGCUGGAACAGGAAAAACAGAGACCGUAAAAGACUUGGGAAAGGCACUGGGGAUGUACGUAAUUGUGGUGAACUGUUCAGAAGGCCUGGAUUUUAAAUCAAUGGGGAGAAUGUAUUCUGGCUUGGCUCAGACGGGCGCUUGGGGAUGCUUUGAUGAGUUUAACCGCAUCAAUAUUGAGGUGUUAUCUGUGGUUGCUCAGCAAAUCCUGUCCAUCCUAUCUGCCCUCUCUGCCAACCUCACCAGAUGUGUGUUCGAGGGUCGAGAUAUUAACUUGGUGUGGUCUUGUGGCAUCUUCAUCACUAUGAACCCAGGAUAUGCUGGACGCACUGAACUUCCAGACAAUCUGAAAUCUAUGUUCAGACCUAUCUCCAUGGUGGUUCCAGAUUCAACACUCAUUGCAGAGAUCAUCCUUUUUGGAGAGGGGUUCAAUAACUGCAAGAUCCUGGCGAAGAAGGUCUACACCCUUUAUUCUCUGGCUGUGCAGCAGCUCUCCAAACAGGAUCAUUACGACUUCGGACUAAGAGCGCUGACCUCGCUGGUCCGCUUCGCUGGGAGAAAACGCAGACUGCGAGCAGACCUGUCUGACGAAGAGAUUCUAAUCAUGUCGAUGAAGGAUAUGAAUAUUGCAAAGCUGACCUCUGUGGACCUCCCUCUGUUCAGUGGCAUUAUGCAAGAUCUUUUCCCUGGCAUCGAGACGCCAUCUGUGGACUACGGCAAGCUACGGGAGAAGAUUGAGCAGGAACUGCGAAAGUCUGGGAAGCAAAUCACCCCAUUUACUGUCACCAAAAUCAUCCAGCUGUACGAAACCAAGACCUCGCGACACUCCUGCAUGAUUGUGGGUAGGACUUGUAGUGGCAAGACCACCACCUGGCGCUGCCUUCAGGCGGCACUGUGUGCCCUCAGCCAGAUUCCUGACACUAGCUACAAUCCUGUGCGGGAUUUCCCACUAAAUCCUAAAGCAGUAUCGCUGGGAGAACUGUAUGGAGAGUACGAUCUGACAACCAAUGAGUGGUCUGAUGGAGUGAUGUCCAGUCUGAUGAGGACGGCAUGUGCAGAUGACCGUCCCGAUGAGAAGUGGAUUGUUUUCGAUGGUCCGGUGGACACUCUAUGGAUUGAGAGCAUGAACUCUGUGAUGGAUGAUAAUAAAGUGCUGACUCUCAUCAAUGGGGAAAGGAUAGCCAUGCCUGAACAGGUUUCCCUCCUGUUUGAAGUGUCUGAUCUUUCCGUGGCCUCUCCUGCCACCGUAUCUCGCUGUGGUAUGGUGUUCACAGACUAUACCAGCCUGGGAUGGAGGCCCUAUGUGCAGUCAUGGUUAGAAAAGAGGAACAAGACUGAAUCAGAGACAUUGCAGCACAUGUUUGAUAAAUACAUAGACCGAAUGCUGGCAUUUAAGAAGCUGAAUUGCAAGGAACUGGUACCCCAGGAGGAGACCUGCAGUGUUAUCUCACUGUGCAAGCUGUACGAUUCACUCGCAACAGUGGACAACGGAGUAAAUCCAGCAGACUCGGAUAAUUACAGCCGGAUGUCAGAGCUCUGGUUCACUUUCUGUCUAGUAUGGUCAGUCUGUGCAUCGGUAGACGAGGAUGGACGACGGAAGAUUGACAGUUAUCUGAGAGAGUUGGAGGGCAGCUUUCCAAACAAGGACACCGUGUAUGAAUACUUUGUGGACCCCAAGACUAAGAACUGGGCUUCCUUUGAGGACAAACUUCCGAAGACGUGGAGAAUUCCCCCCAAUGCCCCCUUUUAUAAGAUUAUGGUGCCGACGGUGGACACAGUUCGAUAUCAGUUCAUUGUCAAUGCCCUGGUAUCCCACCAGUGGCCUGUCUUGCUUGUGGGGCCUGUGGGCACUGGGAAGACAUCUAUUGCCCAAAGUGUCCUUCAAUCCCUUGACUCAAGUAGAUGGUCGGUGUUAACAGUCAACAUGUCUGCACAGACUACUUCAAAUAAUGUACAAAACAUUAUCGAGAGUCGAGUGGAGAAGCGCACAAAAGGUGUGUAUGUACCCACAGGGGGAAAGCAGCUCAUUACCUUCAUGGAUGAUCUUAACAUGCCAGCCAAGGACACAUUUGGUUCACAACCUCCUCUAGAACUGCUCCGUCUCUGGAUAGACUAUGGUUUCUGGUAUGACCGUAUGAAUCAGACCAUCAAAUAUGUCAAGGACAUGUUCAUAAUGGCUGCCAUGGGUCCUCCUGGUGGGGGGCGCACUGCUAUAUCUCCCCGACUUCAGAGCAGAUUCAACCUUAUCAACAUGACCUUCCCCUCUGAAUCUCAAAUCAAACGGAUCUUUGGGACAAUGAUGAGCCAGAAACUGCAGGACUUUGAGGAAGAGGUGAAGCCAGUCGGCGAGGUUAUAACACAGGCCACUAUCGAGCUCUACAAUGCCAUCACUCAGAGGUUUCUUCCGACUCCUGCCAAAAUCCACUACUUGUUUAACCUCAGAGAUAUAUCCAGGGUGUUCCAAGGCAUGCUUAGAGCUCACAGAGACAUGCAUGAUACCAAGCACAGCAUCACCCGACUCUGGGUGCACGAAUGUUUCAGAGUCUUUUCAGACCGUCUUGUGGAUUCAUCAGACAAUGAAGCUUUUGUAGCGAUCCUGAGUGAGAAAUUAGGGUCUCUUUUUGACCUCACUUAUCACAACUUGUGUCCCGGCAAACAACCACUAGUUUUUGGUGAUUUCAUGCGGGAGCCUCCUAUAUAUGAAGACAUCACUGAUUUUCAGGCUCUUAAAAACUUUAUGAAGACCCAGCUGCAAGAACAGAGCCAACAACCAGGUUCUGGGGCCAAGAAACUAGUUCUGUUUACAGAUGCUGUCCAACAUGUGACCCGCAUUGUGCGUGUGAUUGGUCAGCCACGUGGCAACAUGUUAUUAGUUGGUAUUGGUGGCAGUGGAAGGCAGAGCCUGGCACAGCUGGCUGCCUAUAUCUGUGACUACAAAGUCUUCCAGCUGGAGGUGACCAGGGGAUAUCGCAAGCAGGAAUUUCGAGAAGACCUCAAGAAGUUAUACCGCCAGGCUGGGGUAGAUGGCCGUCCCUCUGUCUUCCUGCUGACAGACACUCAGUUCACAGAUGAAUCAUUCUUUGAGGAUGUGAACAACGUUCUGAGCUCAGGCGAGGUUCCUAACCUGUACAAGGCAGAUGAGUUUGAGGAGAUCAAAACCAUUUUGCAAGAGAAGGCCCGUGGUGAAAAUAUCCCAGACACUCCAGAGAGUCUCUAUAACUUUCUAAUAGAGAGAGUACGCAACAACCUUCAUAUUGUGCUCUGCAUGAGCCCUGUAGGGGACCCUUUCCGAAAUCGAAUCCGUCAAUAUCCAGCUAUUGUAAACUGCACAACCAUUGACUGGUUUUCUGAGUGGCCACAAGAAGCUCUUCUGGAAGUGGCUGAAAGAUAUUUAGAAGGGGCUGAGCUGGGGAGCAUGGAUGGGAUCCAUGGAAAGGUGUCACAGAUCUUCGUAACAAUGCAUCGUUCUGUGGCUGAAUAUUCACACAAGAUGAAACUUGAAUUGAGGAGGCAAAACUACAUCACACCAACCAGCUACUUGGAGUUGGUAUCUCGAUACAAGAGUCUCCUCGCUGAGAAGCGAGCAGAGCUGGGGGAAAAGGCCAACAAACUCCGGAAUGGGCUGUAUAAGAUUGACGAGACCCGGGAGAAGGUGGAGAAAAUGUCUGAGGAAUUGGCGGUGGCACGGAGCAAAGUGGCCGACUUUCAGAAGCAGUGUGAGGAGUAUCUGGUCAUCAUUGUUCAGCAGAGAAGGGAGGCUGAUGAACAGCAAAAGUCCGUCGCUGCACACAGUGAGAAGAUUGGUGCAGAGGAGAUUAAGUGCAAGACUCUUGCUGAGAAUGCACAAAAGGACCUUGAGGAAGCCAUGCCUGCCCUGAAUGAAGCCAUGAAAGCCCUGGAAUCCCUGAACAAGAAGGACUUGACAGAAAUAAGAUCGUAUGGACGCCCACCAUUGCCAGUGGAAAUUGUAUUGCAGGCUGUCAUGAUUCUGAGGGGCAAUGAGCCUACCUGGGCCGAGGCCAAGAGACAACUGGGGGAAGCCAACUUUAUUAAACAGCUGGUCAACUUUGACAAAGACAAUAUCUCGGACAAGAUACUGAAAAAGAUUGGACAGUACUGUGUGCAACCAGACUUUCACCCAGACAGUGUUGGACGAGUAUCUCUUGCUGCCCGGUCCCUAUGUAUGUGGGUACGGGCCAUGGAGAUGUAUGGUCGGAUAUUUAAAGUUGUGGAGCCUAAACGUGCCCGUAUGAAUGCUGCACUUCUUCAGCUGGCAGAAAAGCAGGCAUCGUUGGCAGACGCACAGAGCAAACUCAGAGAGGUGGGUGAGCGUCUGGAAAAGCUGAAGACACAGUACGACGAGAAGCUUGCACAGAAGGAGCAAUUGCGAGCUGAGGCUGAGCUCAUGGAGGUGAAACUUCAGAGAGCAGGCACACUUGUAACAGGAUUGGCAGGAGAAAAAUCCAGAUGGGAAGAGACGGUGAAGGGUCUAGAGGAGGAUCUCGGAUUCUUGGUUGGUGAUUGUCUUUUGGCUUCAGCCUUUUUGUCAUACAUGGGCCCAUUCCUUUCCAGCUACCGUGAGCAGCUUCUUCAAAUCUGGAUAAAAGAGGUCAAAGAGAUGUUGAUUCCCUGCUCACCAAACUUUUCCCUGACUGCAUUCUUGUCUAGCCCAACAAUGGUCCGAGAUUGGAACCUGCAAGGUCUUCCAUCAGACAGCUUCUCUAGUGACAACGGGGUCAUUGUUACCCGAGGAAACAGGUGGCCACUAAUGGUCGAUCCACAAGGACAAGCAACCAAAUGGAUUAAAAGCAUGGAAUCGGCCAAGAGCCUGAAGGUGAUCGACCUACAGAUGCCAGAUUUCAUGAGGAUACUGGAACAGGCUGUACAGUUUGGAACCCCGGUCCUGCUACAGAACGUUCAGGAGGAUCUCGAUCCAUCUUUGUCACCAAUCCUGAAUAAGGCUGUAACUAAAGUCGGGGGCAAGCUGCAGAUACGCCUGGGAGAUAAAGAUGUCGUGUAUAAUCCUGAAUUCCGAUUUUAUAUCACAACAAAACUUUCCAACCCACACUAUACCCCGGAAAUAAGCUCCCAGACAACUAUUGUCAACUUCGCUGUGAAGGAGCAGGGAUUGGAGGCACAAUUGCUGGGCAGUGUGGUAAGGAAGGAACGUCCGGAGCUGGAGGAUCAGAAACAGUCUCUGGUCCUUAACAUCGCAGCCGGGAAAAGGAAACUGCAGGAGUUGGAGGAUGAGAUUCUCAGGCUUCUAAAUGAAGCAACAGGCUCCCUCCUGGAUGAUGUUCAGCUGGUGAACACUCUACAAACAUCUAAAGUGACAGCGAGUGAAGUCAGUGAACAACUAGAGAGCAGUGAAGAGACAGAGGAGAAGAUAGACACCGCCAGAGAGGCAUAUCGCCCUUGUGCCCAGCGGGCAUCCCUGCUUUUCUUUGUUUUGAAUGAUCUUGGACGUAUUGACCCCAUGUACCAGUUUUCCCUGGACUCCUACAUAGACCUAUUUCAUCUGAGUAUUGAUAAGAGUAAGAGGAGCACCAACCUGGAAGAGAGAAUAACCAACCUUAAUGAUUAUCACACCUACGCUGUGUACAGAUACACAUGCCGUGCCCUCUUUGAGCGACAUAAGCUCCUUUUCAGCUUUCAGAUGUGUGCCAAGAUUCUAGAGGUGUCAGGAAAACUGAACAUGGAUGAAUAUAAUUUCUUCUUGCGUGGAGGGCUGGUUCUGGACCGUGAUGAGCAGAUGGAUAACCCCUGUACCAGUUGGCUAUCUGAUGCCAAUUGGGAUAACAUUACUGAACUGGACAAGCUAACAAAUUUCCAUGGCAUUAUGAACUCAUUUGAGCAGUAUCCCCGGGAUUGGAACUUGUGGUAUACCAGCCCUGAGCCGGAGAAGGCAUGCCUGCCAGGUGAAUGGGAAAACGCAUGCAGUGAGAUGCAGAGAAUGCUCAUCGUCCGUUCCCUGCGUCAAGACCGCGUGGCCUUCUGUGUUACUGCUUUCAUCAUCAAUAACCUUGGGUCAAAGUUUACAGAGCCACCAGUGCUGGAUAUGAGAGCGGUGGUAGAUGACUCACUGCCUCGUUCCCCUCUGGUCUUUGUACUCUCUUCUGGUGUGGAUCCAACAGGAACUCUGCUACAGCUUGCUGAGCAGCGAGGCAUGUCCCAGCGUUUCCAUGCACUGUCUCUUGGGCAAGGACAAGCUCCUAUUGCCACCAGAAUGAUCAAGGAAGGCGUCAAGGAUGGACACUGGGUUUUCCUAGCCAACUGCCACCUGUCCUUAUCAUGGAUGCCACAAUUAGACAAGCUGGUGGAGCAGUUGCAGGUGGAGGACCCGCACCCUAAUUUCAGGUUGUGGCUCAGCUCCAGUCCACACCCAGACUUCCCCAUUUCCAUCUUACAGGCCAGCAUUAAGAUGACAACUGAACCUCCCAAGGGCUUGCGUGCCAACAUGAAGCGUAUGUACCAACUCAUAACGGAUCCUCAAUUCUCACGCUGCACCAAGACUAACAGCUACCGACGGCUGCUCUUUUCCCUCUGCUUCUUUCAUAGCGUUUUAAUAGAGCGACGGAAGUUCCUCCAGCUUGGCUGGAACAUUGUAUAUGGCUUUAAUGACUCAGACUUUGAGGUGUCGGAGAACCUGCUAAGUAUAUACUUAGACGAAUAUGAGGAAACGCCUUGGGAUGCUCUUAAAUACUUGAUUUCUGGCGUCAAUUAUGGUGGUCAUGUGACUGACGACUGGGAUAGACGUCUCCUUGGCACCUAUAUUAAUGAUUACUUCACUGAUCAGGCUCUGACCACGCCGUUCUUCAGACUUUCAGUGCUGGACACCUACUACAUCCCUCGUGAUGGGACCCUGACAUCGUACAAAGAAUAUAUUAGCAUGCUCCCCGCUGUAGAUCACCCUGAAGCCUUUGGGCAACACCCCAAUUCGGACAUUGCCAGUCAGAUUACUGAAGCUCGCACCCUGUUUGACACCUUGCUGUCUCUUCAGCCUCAGAUUACUCCUAGUGCUCAGGGAGGGCAGAGUCGAGAAGAAAAGGUGUUGGAGUUGUUGUCUGAUGUUCGGCAGAAGAUUCCACCUGAGAUAGACUAUGAGGGCACCAGGAAAGUCCUGAGUGAUGAUCCCAGCCCAAUCAAUGUUGUGUUACUUCAAGAGAUUCAACGAUACAAUGCACUUUUACAUACUAUCAGGUCCUCUCUCCUUGACUUGGAACAUGGUAUUCAGGGUCUGGUGGUCAUGUCUACAGAGCUGGAGGAGAUAUUUACCUGUAUACAUGGUGCCCGUGUACCCCCACUCUGGGGAAAGGCUUACCCUUCACUAAAACCGCUGGCUGCGUGGACUCGUGACCUGGUUCUACGAAUGGAGAUGUUUGCACGUUGGGCAGAGACUGCUCGUCCUCCUGUCCUAUAUUGGCUAUCGGCAUUCACCUUUCCCACUGGCUUCCUAACUGCUGUGCUUCAGACAGCGGCCCGGCAAAAUAAUAUCUCUGUCGACUCGCUGUCCUGGGAGUUCAUUGUGUCCACGGUAGAUGACAAUAAUCUUGUGUAUCCACCAAAGGAGGGUGUGUGGAUCCGAGGUCUUUACCUGGAGGGGGCCGGGUGGGAUAAGAAGAACUCUUGUCUAAUUGAGGCUGAGCCAAUGCAACUGGUUUGUCCUCUACCAACUGUGCAUUUCAGACCCACAGAGAGCAAGAAGAAAAGCAGCAAAGGGCUGUACUCCUGUCCAUGUUAUUAUUACCCAAUCCGUUCCGGUACCGCUGAUCGCGCAUCCUUUGUCAUCGCGGUGGACCUUCGCACAGGUGCUGUGUCAGCAGAGCACUGGAUAAAGAGGGGCACAGCUCUGCUCAUGAGUCUGGACAGCUAGUGUAGACAUAACUUGUGAUGCUCUGUACCAUGGAGUGACACAGGAGGCUUAGCACAAUACAAAGCACUCUGUAAAUAGAAACUCUGUUCAACUCUAUGGCAACUCUUAAUGUUAAUAAAAUUACAGUAAAGUUUAUAUUAUUGUUAUGUUACUUUUCCCUAAA
Messenger RNA from Pelobates fuscus (common spadefoot toad), 13510 nucleotides. It is a transcript of the gene DNAH2, whose product is annotated as dynein axonemal heavy chain 2. Gene Ontology annotation, biological process: microtubule-based movement. The transcript is spliced from 86 exons. Lineage: Eukaryota; Metazoa; Chordata; Amphibia; Anura; Pelobatidae. The coding region runs from base 4 to 13347 and encodes 4447 amino acids. Gene Ontology annotation, molecular function: ATP hydrolysis activity; minus-end-directed microtubule motor activity; ATP binding. The record is from RefSeq and is a predicted model, not a curated record. Gene Ontology annotation, cellular component: dynein complex.